UCCAGUCCGUGAUGCAUGAUGGGUAAUGAGACUGGUAACACCCUAGCAACGCAUACGUAAACACACGUCGUCUAAAGUAAAUCAAACAGCUGUUAUAUCGUCGUAUUAACAACAAAAAGACACAAUGCAAGCAGACAACGUAAGAUAUUUAAAAAGGAAAGUCAAGGGAGGCAGUCUAGAUGUCCAUCCUACUGAGAAAGCCCUUAUUGUCCAGUAUGAAGUGGAAGCGACUAUAAUGGGAGAAAUGGGAGGCCCGAUGCUUGGAGAACGCAAGGCGUGUCAGAAAACUGUUCGUCUGAAAAGCCUUAACGCCAGCACGGAUAUUGGGUCAUUAGCGCGGAAAGUGGUGGAGGAAUGCAAGCUCAUUUCACCAUCCAAGCUCCCAGAAGUGGAGCGACUGCUCUUCUACCUACAGAACCGCAAUUCAGCUCCAGAGAAAAAAGAGAAGAAGCAGAUAAAGCCAAGAGAUCCUGCUCCGUUUGAAGGCAUGGAGCUGGACGAGGAGGCCAACAUUAACAGCAUCGAUGACUACGUGGAGCUGCUGUACGAGGACUUUCCAGAGAAAAUCAGAGGAGCCACGCUUAUUCUGCAGCUGGCCCGUAAUCCUGACAACCUGGAGGAGCUGCUUCAGAACGAGACAGCUUUAGGAGCCCUGGCACGAGUACUGAGGGAGGACUGGAAGCAGAGUAUAGACUUGUCAACUACCAUCAUCUACAUCUUCUUUUGUUUCUCCAGUUUCAUCCAGUUCCAUGCGCUCAUCACUCACUAUAAGAUUGGCAUUCUGUGCAUGGGCAUCAUGGAGCAUGAGCUGAAGAGGUACGACCUGUGGCAGGAGGAGCUGCAGAAGAAGAAGCGAGCUGAUAUCCUUUCUGCGUGGUUGGUCAGAGUCCUUGACAGGGUUGAACGGGAGGAAGACCCAGAGAACCAAAACCUGAAGAAAGAGUAUGAGAAAGCGCUGAAGAAGUACCACGGCUUGCUGACCAAGCAGGAACAGCUGCUGAGAGUGGCUCUGUAUCUACUGCUGAAUCUGUCUGAGGACACGCGCAUAGAGCUGAAGAUGAGGAACAAAAAUAUAGUGCACUUGCUGGUGAAAACCCUGGACCGGGAAAGUGAGGAGCUCCUGGUGCUCGUCGUGUCCUUUCUGAAGAAGCUCAGCAUCUUCUUGGAGAACAAGAACGAUAUGGCUGAAACGGACACUGUGGAGAAGUUGGCUAAGCUGGUCCCUUGUGAUCAUGAGGAUCUGCUGAAUGUCACUCUUCGUCUCCUCCUCAACCUCUCCUUCGACACAGGCCUCCGCAGCAAGAUGGUGCAGGUGGGCCUGCUGCCCAAGCUCACCGCGCUGCUAGGAGAUGAAGCACAGAAGCAUUUAGCCAUGCGCAUACUGUACCAUAUUAGCAUGGAUGACCGCUUCAAGUCCAUGUUCGCCUACACAGACUGUAUUCCACAGGUGAUGAAGAUGUUGUUUGAUUGCGGUGAGGAAGGCGCAGACCCAGAGCUCAUCUCCUUCAGCAUCAAUCUGGCAGCCAACAAGAGAAAUGCACAGCUCAUUUGUGAAGGUAAUGGACUGAAGAUGCUGAUGAAGAGAGCGUUCAAGCUGAAGGAUCCACUGAUGAUGAAAAUGAUCCGGAACAUCUCCCAACACGACGGACCUUCCAAGAACUUAUUCAUUGAUUAUGUCGGAGACCUUGCCGCUCAGAUUGGUCAGAACGAGGACGAGGAGUUCAUGAUCGAGUGUUUGGGGACACUCGCUAACCUCACCAUCCCUGACCUGGACUGGGAGCUGGUGCUUAAAGAAUACAACCUAGUACCCUUCCUUAAAGACCACCUCAAACCUGGUUCUGCAGAAGACGACCUUGUGCUGGAGGUGGUGAUAAUGAUCGGCACGGUCUCUAUGGAUGACUCCUGCGCCGCCAUGUUAGCCAAAUCAGGCAUCAUCCCUGCGCUUAUAGAGCUACUCAAUGCCCAACAGGAGGAUGAUGAGUUUGUUUGUCAAAUCGUAUACGUCUUCUACCAGAUGGUGUUUCACCAGGCCACUCGAGACGUCAUUAUAAAGGAGACCCAAGCUCCAGCUUACCUCAUCGACCUGAUGCACGACAAGAAUGCUGAAAUCUGCAACGUGUGUGACAACACACUGGAUAUUAUAGCCGAAUAUGAUGAAGAAUGGGGGAGGAAGAUCCAGAGCGAGAAGUUCCGCUGGCACAACUCUCAGUGGCUGGAGAUGGUUGAGAAUCGGCAGAUGGAUGAAGUGGAACCCUUCUUGUACGGCGAUGAAGGAGAGCCCUUUUUACAGGGAGCGGACAUUCUGGAGCGGCCCGACCUCUUCUACAGUGCAGUAGAUGGAUUAAUCUCUGCAGAUGCCGCCAUCACUCCAGACUUCUUUACGGACUUUCAAAAUGGAGACUAUGUUGCAUCACAGGGUUUCCCUGGCAGCCUCGCACUUCUUGGUCCUGAGUGGAAACACUGGAGCCUUUUGUCUGCCUACAUCCCACUCCGGAUUUCACUCCUGCUGUCUGCCCAUGGGGAAGAAGCUGAGUGAUGAAAUGGAUAAUACUGGACCUGUAGAGAAUCUUCCCAAAGGCAUAGUUUGCAUAAGUCAUCUCACUUAAGACACAUUUUUCACUUUGUUUGGAAUUAUGUUAUGUACCUGAUGAAUGAUCCAUGAUGCUCACGGGUCCAUCUUUAGCAGUUCGAUUCAUCAUUUCUAUCUAGAGUAAUGUCUUUGGGUUGAGUCUCCUUACUUGACUUAUCCUUAGGCCCAUGACUGUCUUAACAGAUGAAAUACCUACCUCCCCCAACCCCAUACAAACAUAACACGUUUAUAAGCAAUAUAAAUAAGAAUAUGACGUUACAUGAUUUUGCUAAAAUUUUGUAAAAGACAAACAUUGGUAUAACAAUGAUUUGAUGAAACUAUUAAUCCGGAGUCAUGUGCACUAUUCCCUAGAAGGUGAUGCAUUUACCUUAAGUCAAACAGUAAUAGUAAAUCUUCUCGCCAAGUAGUUUACUACACGCAUGUGUCAAGGUGAGUUUUACAGUAGUCGAACACCAUAAAUCACACCGUUCCAUAGUGAAAAUGUACCAUGUCCAGACAUCCUUGUGAAACUCGAGAUGGCUGGAAAUGAGCCUGAAGAAAGAAGGUGGCUGAAUCCAAGGUCAUCACUGAAGUAAAGUUUAUUUACCUACAUAACAUGGUCUGAUUCAUGUCAAUUUCCAUAACAUGGUCUGAUUCAUGUCAAUUUCCAAGAUUAGGAAAACAGUAUUACUAAAAGUCUGCUUAACGUAUUUCCCAGUAGAUGGAUUAAUCCCUGCAGAUGCCGCCAUCACUCCAGGCUUCUUUACAGACUUUCAAAAUGGAGACUAUGUCGCAUCACAGGGUUUCCCUUCAGAGCUCAUGUUAAGCUCUGAGCGCUGUGAUUCUCACAACCCUGCCUCUGUGCUGUACCCUGUUCAGUUAUUUAAUCAAACUCUUCCCCAGAUAGCCACUAUUCUCUCUGGGAAGAAAAAAAAGGCAAUAUUUUUAGCCGAGCGAAAACGGGGAGGUGGUUGCUAAAAGAAAAGCGUCUGACGCAUGUAAGUGCUCUCAUGGAAGUGAUUUGUGCUAAAAACAACACAGCAUUAUGGGAGCUGGUAGGGGCAAAGCAAACAGCUCAUAUUUUAAGAGAACAGCGAGGGGAGCUAGUGCUCGGCCUGAGACGGGAGGAAAGGCGGGGGGUGGGACAGGAGGACGCAGAGGUGAAGGUGGCGUUCACUCAAAGGCACCGCACAGAUCUUUCUGUACUCAAGACGUUCAGGUCUUAUUGGUCAGUUACUUGGGUCACAGUUCCCACAAUUAUUAAGCUGCAUGUAUAAUGCUGCGGUAUGGUUGCAAUGUUUGUUAAGGGGUGCUUUUUAUUCUUUAACAUGCUAUAAUGUAAUUAUGCAGUGUUUCAACGUAAAGCCCAAGAACACUACAUAGUUUUUGGGGGUAACGUAGAGGGUUUUGCAGUCUGAUUUAUUCUCCCGUUUUUCUUUUUGGAAGUUUCUUUUGGCAUUCUGCUGUUUGCCACAGACUUGUUGCCUGAGAAAUAUGGAUAGACCCGGUUGCCUUAGUGUUCUUUUUAGCAGUCCUGCAGUUCCAUCUAGUGGUGAGGCACUUUGGCAUGCCGUAAUACAGAUUAAUAUAGCAUGCUAUUUUCUCAAUAUCAAACCUAUAUGUAUCUGUAUAAGCCAGGAGUGUCCAAUCUUAGACAGAACGGUGUGGGUGUAGGUCUUCAUUCCAACUAAGCAGAACCUAGGCACACCUGAGUCUAUUUAAAGCCAAGCUCAACUGAUUGGUCAGGUGUAUUUAUCUCAUUUUACAUAACUGAGCAGUUGAGGGUUAAAGGCCUUGUUCAACAGCCCAACCUCAGCUGAUCUGUGAAUACUCAUGAUUUGACCAGUAGUCCAACGGCUUAACGACUGAGCUACCACUUCCUCCUGCUUGACUGGAAUGAAACCCUGCAACCCUGGUAUAAGCAAUAUGCAACAUUUUUAAUCAAGGCUCAUAAUAGUAACUCAUAUACUUACUCAUUAGCGAGACCUGUAGUUUAUGGUGCCUCUGCAAAACUCAACUGUAUCUUAUUUUGUUC
Molecule: messenger RNA, 4604 nt
Organism: Ictalurus punctatus (channel catfish)
Lineage: Eukaryota; Metazoa; Chordata; Actinopteri; Siluriformes; Ictaluridae
Gene: kifap3a
Product: kinesin-associated protein 3a
Exons: 20
Coding region: 125-2536 (803 amino acids)
Biological process (GO): cilium organization; microtubule-based movement
Cellular component (GO): ciliary transition zone; kinesin II complex; axoneme
Molecular function (GO): kinesin binding
Source: RefSeq, a predicted model, not a curated record